GUGUCGGCGCAGGCCGGCUGCGCAGUCGCAGUCCGCGUCUGUCCACGACUCCCCGGGAGUGGGGAGUUCGCCCACUCACCUCUGCUGUUGAAGCGGCCUCUGAAGGACUGAGACCCGGGAGGGGGGGAGUCGGCAAGUGCGGAGCUCGAGUGUGAGUCCCUCUCCGCGAGUCCCUUAAUUGUAAACGUAGAUAUAAGAUUUAAGUCAAAUUCAGUCUAUGUUUCAGUUCACUUCCGCUUCAUAAAUGGUAUCAAAAUGCCCUCAGAUCUCAACUUUCUUAUAUAAACGUCAUGUUUAGGCUCUGAAGGACACCGCCACAUAGUACCCCAUACACGUCGGUGCUUGUUCCACUUGCAGCCAUGAAUCGGAAGAGGAUAUUGAUCCCCCAGAUCUUCAAGCAGUUUAAGAAGCGCAGACUGGGAGCGGAGGAUGGCACAGUGCUCACCGAUAAGAGUGUCACUCUGGAAUUUGAAGAUAUGCCAAAUGAUACCAAAACUGGGCUACUGUUUCUGGUGAGAUUAUUUCCCCGUAAAUUAUUUGACGAUUGUCUUCCUCCAAUUGUCCUCAAACACCAACUUUACAGCAUUGUUAAAGACAAAACAACAGUUGAUCGUCAAUUGAAUGAGCUGAAAGAUCUGGGAGUCAUUCGAAUGUUCAAUCUUGGAUUUGACACCGAUGUGUUUGGCAUUGUCUUUAGCGAAGAUUACAAAAGCAAAGUUUUGGCUGCAACAGCGACAAAAGAGAGUUCAGCGACAGUGCAGAGGUUUUUAGAGACAGUAUUAACGUCCUGUACAGAUAUUGGUUUCAACCAAGAGAAAAUGCUGAAAGAGUUCUCUUUUCAGGACCAAGAAAUAACACAGCUGGUGAACGCAGGGGUUUUUACAGUACGGGACGUAGGAAGCUGGUGGCUUUCAAUUCCGGGUGCUGGUCGAUUUGUGAAAUAUUUUGUGAAGGGCCGUAAAGCUGUUCUCAAUAUGAUACGGAAAUCCAAGUAUAAGGAAGUUUUACAAUCGGAUUUAGAGCUUCGGAAAAUAACCUGCACAGUAAAACUAGGGAUCCAGUAUCAAGUUCAUGACAUCAUUGGAGCAGAGUUGGUAAAAUGCAUUCCAACAACUACAGGAACAUUGUUACGCUUGAAUGAUACAUGAACAGGUGACUUCCCUGGAAACAGCGUGGACCACUUUGAGCAAUCCUGUCUCUGGCAAGAAUAGACUGAUGGCAUUUUCAGGAGUGGAACAGACAACUAUUGGGAAAAAAAGAAAACAAAGAAAGAAAAAAAGGGAAAUGUUUACCUAAAUUAUUAAAAAUAAUAUGUUACAAGAAACUGAACACCUAGCUGUGAAGCAGCAAAACUAUAUUUGAUAUGAAAGUGCAGAUAAGCUCGGUUUCCUAGUUAUCUUCACUUUGCCAAUGUAUAUGUGCUACUCUACAUGCAUUGUAAUGGAACGCCACUUUGUUUCACCAAUAUUUUGAGAGGUCUCAAUGACGUGAAUAGGUGCUAAAUCAAAUGCAGGGAUUAUUAUUAUAUUGUAUGGUGUGCUUGAGGGAGCAAUGUGAAUAAAUCAAUAAUGCAACGCA
Molecule: messenger RNA, 1578 nt
Organism: Callorhinchus milii (elephant shark)
Lineage: Eukaryota; Metazoa; Chordata; Chondrichthyes; Chimaeriformes; Callorhinchidae
Product: serine/threonine-protein kinase 19
Exons: 6
Coding region: 360-1148 (262 amino acids)
Biological process (GO): positive regulation of Ras protein signal transduction; protein phosphorylation
Molecular function (GO): protein serine/threonine kinase activity
Source: RefSeq, a predicted model, not a curated record